Messenger RNA from Mus pahari (shrew mouse), 5536 nucleotides. It is a transcript of the gene Bend3, whose product is annotated as BEN domain containing 3. Gene Ontology annotation, cellular component: heterochromatin. The transcript is spliced from 4 exons. Gene Ontology annotation, biological process: rDNA heterochromatin formation. Gene Ontology annotation, molecular function: DNA binding. The record is from RefSeq and is a predicted model, not a curated record. The coding region runs from base 280 to 2757 and encodes 825 amino acids. NCBI's taxonomy places the organism in Eukaryota, Metazoa, Chordata, Mammalia, Rodentia, Muridae.
UCCACUGCAGCGGGGGCUCCUGUGUCCUUGUGCGGAAAUGACACACGGAGUCCCGUCACGUCACGCGAGAGCGCAGCGCACGGACACACACAAAGAGAGGGGAAAAUACACGGCGCCCGCCCGCCCGCCGCCCCCAGCCAGUCGGCGGGGCCGCCCCGGCCAGGCCCUGCGCGCUCGGCCCCCACUGCGGCCCGCGCGCCCGCCCCCCGCACGUGGCGCCCGAACUCGGCGCGGGUCCCGCUCCGCAAAGUAACAACUCUCGUCCCAGUGGAAUAGAAGAUGAACUCAACUGAAUUCAGUGAAGAUGUAGAAGAAGUUCUAAAAAAUAACACUGUGAAGGCAGAGGGCAGCGACGCAACGCUGGACUGCCCCCGGAACGCCAGGGCCCCUGAGAAACACCCUCUGGACAGCGUCCUCACUGCCCUCCACGACUCCAGCAAGCGGAAGCAGCUGGACAGCGACGGCCAGCCGGACUCUGUCCCCAGUGUGAAGAGGAGGAGGCUGAUCCCCGAGGCGCUCCUGGCCAGCAUGCGCACCCGGGAGAACAGCUCGCCCUGCCAGGGAAAUGGAGAGCCGGCCAGCAGGGGCAGGAGUGGCAGCUGUGCAUGGCCUGCGGAAGAGGAGCCUUCCACUGAGGCCACUGUCCCUUCCUACAAGAAGCCCCUGUAUGGCAUCUCCCACAAGAUCAUGGAGAAGAAGAACCCUCCCUCGGGAGACCUGCUCAACCCCUACGAGCUCUUUGAGAAGGCAAACUCCAGUACCGGCCCUUCUCCUCUGCGCCUGCUCAAUGAGUCUCAGAAGCGGGAAUGUGGUGUCGGGGUUGCCACUGAUGGGGACCUCAAUAUCUACUUCCUGAUCCAGAAGAUGUUCUAUAUGCUCAACGGACUCACGACUAACAUGUCCCAGCUUCACAGCAAGAUGGACCUGCUGUCCCUUGAGGUGAGCCGAGUCAAGAAGCAGGUGAGCCCUUCCGAGCUGGUGGCCAAGUUCCAGCCCCCGCCUGAGUACCAGCUCACUGCUUCCGAGCUGAAACAGAUCGCUGAGCAGAGCCUUUCCUGCGGCGACCUAGCCUGUCGCCUCCUUUUGCAGCUCUUCCCUGAGCUCUUCAGUGACGUGGACUUCUCCCGUGGCUGUAGUGCCUGUGGCUUUGCCGCCAAGCGGAAGUUAGAGUCACUGCACCUCCAGCUCAUCCGCAACUACGUAGAGGUCUACUACCCCUCUGUGAAGGACACGGCUGUGUGGCAGGCCGAGUGCUUGCCGCAGCUCAAUGACUUCUUCAGCCGCUUCUGGGCCCAGAGAGAAAUGGAGGACAGCCAGCCAGGCGGCCAGGUCACCAACUUCUUCGAAGCAGACCAGGUGGAUGCCGGCCACUUUCUGGACAGCAAGGACCAAGAAGAAGCUCUGUCUCUGGACCGCAGCAGCACCAUUGCCUCGGACCAUGUGGUGGACACUCAGGACCUCACCGAGUUCCUAGAUGAAGCCUCCUCGCCGGGCGAGUUCGCUGUGUUCCUGCUGCACCGGCUCUUCCCGGAGCUGUUCGACCACCGCAAGCUGGGUGAGCAGUACAGCUGCUACGGUGAUGGGGGCAAGCAGGAGCUGGAUCCCCAGAGGCUGCAGAUCAUCCGGAACUACACAGAGAUCUACUUCCCUGACAUGCAGGAGGAGGAGGCGUGGCUGCAGCAAUGUGCCCAACGUAUCAAUGACGAGCUGGAGGGCCUGGGGCUGGAGGGAGGCAGCGAGGGUGAGGCCCCGCGGGAUGACUGCUAUGACUCCUCUAGCCUGCCAGACGACAUCUCGGUGGUCAAGGUAGAGGACAACUUUGAAGGCGAGCGGCCUGGCCGGCGCUCCAAGAAGAUCUGGCUGGUGCCCGUUGACUUUGACAAGCUAGAGAUUCCGCAGCCCGACUUCGAGAUGCCAGGUUCAGACUGCCUUCUGAGCAAGGAGCAGCUGCGCAGCAUCUAUGAGAGCAGCCUGUCCAUUGGCAACUUCGCCUCCCGCCUGCUCGUGCACCUCUUCCCGGAGCUCUUCACCCACGAGAACCUGCGCAAGCAGUACAACUGCAGCGGCUCCCUGGGCAAGAAGCAGCUGGAUCCUGCCCGCAUCAGGCUGAUCCGCCACUACGUGCAGCUCCUCUACCCGAGAGCCAAGAACGACCGCGUGUGGACCCUGGAGUUUGUGGGCAAGCUGGACGAGCGCUGUCGGCGCAGGGACACGGAGCAGCGCCGCUCCUACCAGCAGCAACGCAAGGUCCAUGUGCCUGGCCCUGAGUGCCGGGACCUAGCAAGUUACGCAAUCAACCCCGAGAGGUUCCGUGAGGAGUUUGAGGGGCCCCCACUGCCUCCUGAAAGGAGCAGCAAAGACUUUUGUAAAAUCCCCUUGGACGAACUGGUGGUCCCCUCACCUGACUUUCCGGUGCCUUCCCCCUACCUGCUGUCAGACAAGGAGGUACGUGAGAUCGUGCAGCAGAGCCUGUCGGUGGGCAACUUCGCUGCCCGGCUCCUGGUCAGGCUCUUCCCCGAACUCUUCACGACCGAGAACCUUCGACUGCAGUACAACCACUCCGGGGCUUGUAACAAGAAGCAGCUGGAUCCCACGAGGCUGAGGCUCAUCCGCCAUUAUGUGGAAGCUGUCUACCCCGUGGAGAAGAUGGAAGAGGUGUGGCACUAUGAAUGUAUACCUAGCAUUGAUGAACGGUGUCGCCGUCCCAACAGGAAAAAGUGCGACAUCCUCAAGAAAGCCAAGAAGGUGGAGAAAUGACAGGGUUGGGGCUGCCCAGGGACCUGGGUCACCGCAGGCUGAGCAGUGGGUGCCCUUGGGACUGCGCAUCGCUCUGGAGCUCGUAUGGUACCCACAGACCGGCACCUUAUGCCAGUGGGGAGUGGUUUCCUACAUUUGCACACGUAAACACCUACCCAGCCACAAGAAAGAGCCUUGAAUUUGGUCUUUUGUAUUUAUGACUUUGUUCUGUGUUCCCUGGUGGCACAGCCGGAGUGGGGGUGGGGGGGUAGCCAAGCUGUGAAAUCAGAGAAUUGGUAGGGUAGGGUCCCUUCACAGGGCUGGGUGCCCUCCCUAACCCUUACGAUUCAAAAAUUCAAAUUUAGACUAGAUGUGGUAGCCCACCGUCUAGGCAGAGGCCCCUGGAGUUUGAGGCCAGUCUAGUCUGCAGAGUGAAUUCCAGCCCAGCCAGGGCUGAACAAUGAGACCCUGUCCGAAAAACAACAAAAUGCAAACUUAGCAACUUGUUUCUCUCCCCAUGGUUUACAUUCUUCUAGUUUUAUCUUUUUUUUUUUUUUUUAAUUAAAGUGAAUUUUUGAAAGAAUCAUUAGGCUCUUUGGGAGCCAUUUUAUUUAGGAAAAAAAAUCAUAAAAUAUUUGAGAUGAGAUUCUGUUAAGAUUACUUCAGUUGCUGGGAUUUUUUUAAAGAUGAUUUUAGAUUUAUGCUUUAAAAAAAAAAAAAAAAAGAAAUGCCAUAUUCAGGCAUUAUGGGUAACUGUGGCUUCAGGUGGCAUAGUGACUAGAUUUACUAAUCCUGUGUCUGAUAUCUGAUUUUGGAAGAGUCCAUAGACCCUGUAGAUUCAGCAGAUGGGAUGGAUUAUAAGUAGUGUGUAGCCCCUUUCUUACUCUGUGAGCUUCCCUUCUGCGGUGGCCCGGCCUGUCUGCCACCGCCGUGUGGUGCUCACUGUAUAGAUGAGAACACUGGAAGAUAAUCUGAAUGUAGAUAGAGCGGAGGCGUGGGUCCUUACAGCCUUCGUGGGAGCUGUGCCCUCCACACAGAGAUGUUGCUGUAGAGGGACACAUUGCAACACAGUGUGUAGGGACAUUUUCGUGUGAUUUAUGGGUGAGCUUUUGGGUUCACCGAGAAUUGUUUACUUCCCAUGCAUUUGUACAAAGUCCGUGUCCCCAGACCUCAGUGUUAGCUCCUCCCAUGAGUAGCAUGGUCUUGAACCUCCAAAGCCCCGACCUAGGGCUCUUUUGCAGGUGUUGGAAGGACCCAAACCAUCUUAAAUGGAGUGCCCACACCCCUUCCCAGCCUCACCAGACCUUUUCCCUCUAACCUUGCAGGAAGUUCUGCCGUCCUCCCCUGGCCCACCCCUAGCAUGGAGGUGCGCUUCUCUUCCCCUUCAGUGUUGGGCCCAGAUGCCUAAGAAGGAAAGGAGCCAGCGUUCCCAAACUCAGUGCAUCGCAUCCCUGACCUACAAGACUGAGUUGCCCAGGGUCAUAAAACCCUUGUGGGACAUUACACAUGUGAUAACUUUAAUGGCUUAAUAUUUUGCUACAUUAAUAUGCAGAAAUGAUAGAAAUAAUCUAUGAAUUUUCUCAUAAAGAUAAGAACUUUAGUUUUAGUAGACCACAUGAUAUAAUUUUGCAUGUACCCAAUGGGCAUUUAAAAGAUAACAAUUUUCAAUGGUAUAAAGCUUCUAUCCUCUGUCAUUCUCAGAUUAUUUAUGCUAUAACUAUAAACCUAAAUUAUUGACAUUGAGAAGUGCACAGAGACUUUGUGGCGCACACAUAUCUCCUUAUAAGAAGUGAGGUGAGGGGCCCCGUAGAGAACAAGGCAACCUUCUUGUGCCCAGGAAGAAGGUAAUGGGGCAGCCAGACUCCCCUUUCCCCCUCACUUGGCCUCUCUCUAAUGCCUUAGUUACACACACACACACACACACACACACACACACACACACACACCCACUACCCCAAAGAUGGCUGUGGCACUCUCUCACUGCUUCCACUGGUUCGAGAGAAUUCCAUGGGAUUUGUUCUGGUCUUGAGGAUGUAACCAAGAGGAUUCCAAGCCAUGUGAAAAUUGUCCUGCUUUCCAGAAAGUGGAGUGUGGCCCUGCAACAUCAGAAGCACAAGCUGCCACUGAGUUUUUACAAGUCCUGUCUAGUCACAUCCGAGAAAUGGCGGGCUCUAGGAACUGAGCGGGACUUUUUGUAACCCAGAGUGUGUUAAAUUCUGGGAACCUGUAUUUUGGUUUCCUUAAUACUUUAACUAUGUAGGGCUUCUUUCCACCCAACCCCCACCCCACCCCCAGUCCCAUCGUCCCUUCAGUGAAAAGAGCCGGUCACUCUGGGAGCUAUUUCCUGCCCACUGGACCGUAUGGUGUCCUCACCCAUCCAUACAGGGAGCUCCAGUGGGCAUUUUUUUUUCAUGAAGCAAUAUAAAUAUAAAAUACUUAUUUUUUCAGAAUUUAAUGGUUUUCAUGAAAUCUGUUGGCAACUGCUUUCCCUGUCCCCAUCUAAAUUCUUUGUGUUUUGGAUUAUUUUUGCCUUGUAUCCAGAGGACUAAAGAUUAGCCCCAACAUUCUGAUGUUCACUAAAAUAGUAUGUCACAGUAGGUGGUAGUGGUCUUGGUUUUCUCUGUUAGUAAGCUGUUAAAGAAUGUCUGAAGAUACUCUUGAAUGUACAGUGUUCAAAUCCUGCUUUUAUUCAUGUGGCCGUGUCUGUUUGAUGGCAAAUGUUUGUCAGGGAAUCAAUGUCUAGUGUCGUUAGUGCUCGCUGCCCUUCCCCUUCAAUGUUGAACCCCAAACCUUCCUUUCC